AUGGACUCCUCCUCGUCGCCCAGUCCACCGCCGCAAGGGCAGCCUCCACUGGAGAGAGACCAUGUCAACCUGCGCGUCACGUACCUCGUUACAGGAAACCCACGGCCUCCUCAUUCCCUGGGAAGUGUGCAUCUGAAUACCACCAUCGCUGAGUUGAGGACGAAGAUCCAGUCCGAGCUGCCAGAGCAUCCUGCCCCUACUGAGCAAAGGCUCAUCUACCAGGGCCGCCCUCUGCUUAGAAACGAAGUCACCCUGCGGGAUGUGCUGAGAAUCGAGCCUGGACAAGAAGCUGGUCCGCUUCCGUUUACCAUCCACAUCGUAAUACAAAGCCCUCAGCCUGCUCCUCAACCACCUCCUCCGGCGCCUCUUCCUGCGAUGCAUCCAAAUCAACACCAGCAUCCACAUGCAGAUGUUACCAACCCUUUUCGAGCGGCCGAGCACUCCGCAAACAGACUGCAAGAGUCGCUUGUCCGGAUCCAAGAACAGAUCGAGGCGAACCGAGCAGAUCUAAGAUCGGUGCAACAGAGAAUAGCUCUGCAACACACAAAUCUGGGUGGUCCUCCCAUGGCUGCUCAUGUCCAUGUGAACGGUCAGCCACUGCCCAAUAUCUUACCGCCUGGAUUCCCCGUGAGCCUUCCCUUCGGACUGCCGUUGGAGCCGCCGCCACAAAUGCAACGACCUCCCACUCGGACACCGCAUCAUCCUCGACAGCCUUCAAAUACACCUCCAGGACAGCAUCCUGCGACCGGUGGCACCUCGACGCCGAAUCCCGCGCAGCAGAACGGCCCCGGACCAUAUCCGCAACGUGUGACCGUGGUUACCGAAACAGUGAGUAUCCAAAAUCAAGCCCACCGUCCAUCCUCUGCGCCCGGACAGCGCCCUCCGAUGCCAUCCCAGCAACGAGGAAAUGUCCCGUCCCACACGCCACAGGCCGACAGCUCGACGGCCGCGCCAGUCUUGCCGCCUCCCGGCUGGAAUUAUUCGACUUCAACGACGUUACCGCCUCUUCCUAUCCCGCGACCCUUUGCGCAGCCCCUUGUGACCACUCUACACCCUUCGACCGCUACAGCGUGGCUGAUGUCCUCGCCCAGUGGGCCAAGAGCGUUGCUCUUUGCCCCGGGUCACGGCUACUUUUCUUCCGUAUCCCCUGUGGCGGCCCAACCACAGCAGGCUGGUGGCGCGCCAAACUCUGAGACGCGAACGAGCAAUACGAACUCAAUGCCUGUCCCUGGGCCGAAUCAGGCGGGCGAUCUGGAGCAACGAGGUGCGGAUCGCGCAGUGGUCAGAGCCGACCAGUUUCAGCCUGCAGCAGCACUGGCACAAGCACAGCAAAACGGGCCAGAAAAUGACCUGUUCGCGUUCUUUAUCAAUCGCGGAUGGCUGUUCCUGAGGCUUUACUUGUUCAUGUUCGUCUUCUCCGAGCCAGGAACGUGGAAACGAUGGCUCAUGAUCAUUCUGGCCGCGAUCGUCUGUCUCCAGCCCCGCGAUGGCCCGCUCACUCGCUUGUUGAGGGCGGCUCGGCGACACUUUGACGCCCUUGUCGGUCCACCCCCACGGCCUGGAGCUGUAGCUCAACAGCGUGCUGAUGCGGCAGGUCAACCCCUUCUUGCUGGUGCUCGGAACGACGCUCCUGCGCAAAGACCGGCAAAUGUUCGUGGCGCCGUCCAGAUGACCCCGGAAGAGGCAGCAGCACGAAUCAUAGCAGGGCGACAGAACAACCAAGACCGCCCGCCACGUUUCUGGAGAGACAUGUUCUACCGCGUUGAGCAGAGUAUGGCUCUAUUUCUAGCCAGUCUGAUCCCAGGCGUGGGUGAGCGCCAUGUCCGAGCAAGAGAAGAGCAACGACGGGAAGAGGAAAGAAGGCGCGCCGAGGCGGCGGCGGCGGCGGCGGCAGCAGCAGCAGCGGAGAACCAGAAUCUGCCACAGGAAGAAACACAAGUCAAUGGGCCAGAUAGGCAAUCUGCAGUAGACAAAUCGGAGGUCAAUCCUUCUGGGAACGGAGAGCAGAGUACCUCGAGUUCUGUCCAAGCCAGGCAGGAAGCAGGUGCUGGAGAGCUGCGCAAUAGGACGUAA
Molecule: messenger RNA, 2073 nt
Organism: Cladophialophora carrionii CBS 160.54
Lineage: Eukaryota; Fungi; Ascomycota; Eurotiomycetes; Chaetothyriales; Herpotrichiellaceae
Exons: 2
Coding region: 1-2073 (690 amino acids)
Biological process (GO): endoplasmic reticulum unfolded protein response
Molecular function (GO): protein binding
Source: RefSeq, a predicted model, not a curated record